This is a messenger RNA of Closterium sp. NIES-65, 3459 nucleotides long. The record is from the annotation of a GenBank genome assembly. Lineage: Eukaryota; Viridiplantae; Streptophyta; Zygnematophyceae; Desmidiales; Closteriaceae.
AUGCUGACACUGUUUGCCCCUGCUGCCUCUCACUCCCCACCCCACUCCGUCAAGAUCUCCACCACCCGUUCCCACCAUAAAACCCUGCUGGACUCUCCACUGGCGUUGAUCUCUUUGGCGGAAUAUCUUCAUGGUACCGUAUUCCGCUCAUGUCCUCUCCCUUCCCACCGGCCAUUCAUCUCGCAAUCCCCAUGCCGCCCAUCCCUCAGUCUCCCAGUGUUCACAACUCACCUCCCCUGCCCUUGGCCGCAUUCCCCCUCAGCUCUCCCCUCAUUGCACCAGCCAUUCCCCCUCCACUCAUCCCUCAUUCCCUUUGCGUUUAUCCCUCUUGCCCUCUGCGCUCAUCCCUCUUCCCUCUUUCCCCCUGUUCUCCCCUCUUUCCCCCUGUGCUCCCCUCUUUCCCCCUGUGCUCCCCUCUUUCCCCCUGCGCUCCCUUCUUUCCCCCUGCGCUCCCCUCUUUCCCCCUGCACUCCCCUCUUUCCCCCUGCGCUCCCCUCUUUCCCCCUGCGCUCCCCUCUUUCCCCCUGCGCUCCCCUCUUUCCCCCUGCGUUCCCCUCUUUCCCCCUGCGCUCUCCUCUUUCCCCCUGCGCUCUCCUCUUUCCCCCUGCGCUCUCCUCUUUCCCCCUGCGCUCUCCUCUUUCCCCCUGCGCUCUCCUCUUUCCCCCUGCGCUCCCCUCUUUCCCCCUGCGCUCCCCUCUUUCCCCCUGCGCUCCCCUCUUUCCCCCUGCGCUCCCCUCUUUCCCCCUGCGCUCCCCUCUUUCCCCCUGCGCUCCCCUCUUUCCCCCUGUGCUCCCCUCUUUCCCCCUGCGCUCUCAAAUUUCCCCUGCGCUCUCCUCUUUCCCCCCGCGCUCCCCUCUACGCUCCCCUCUUUCCCCCUGCGCUCCCCUCUUUCCCCUACGCUCCCCUCUUUCCCCUACGCGCCCCUCUUUCCCCCUACACUCCCCUCAUUCCCCUACGCUCCCCACUUUCCCCCUACGCUCCCCACUUUCCCCCUACGCUCCCCUCUUUCCCCCUACGCUCCCCUCUUUCCCCCUACGCUCCCCUCUUUCCCCCUACGCUCCCCUCUUUCCCCCUACGCUCCCCUCUUUCCCCCGCUCCCCUCUUUCCCCCUGCGCUCCCCUCUUUCCCCCUGCGCUCCCCUCUUUCCCCCUGCGCUCCCCUCUUUCCCCCUGCGCUCCCCUCUUUCCCCCUACGCUCCCCUCUUACCCCCCACGCUCCCCUCUUUCCCCCUACGCUCCCCUCUUUCCCCCUACGCUCCCCUCUUUCCCCCUACGCGCCCCUCUUUCCCCCUACACUCCCCUCAUUCCCCUACGCUCCCCACUUUCCCCCUACGCUCCCCACUUUCCCCCUACGCUCCCCUCUUUCCCCCUACGCUCCCCUCUUUCCCCCUACGCUCCCCUCUUUCCCCCUACGCUCCCCUCUUUCCCCCUGCGCUCCCCUCUUUCCCCCUGCGCUCCCCUCUUUCCCCCUACGCUCCCCUCUUACCCCCCACGCUCCCCUCUUUCCCCCUACGCUCCCCUCUUUCCCCCUACGCUCCCCUCUUUCCCCCUACGCGCCCCUCUUUCCCCCUACACUCCCCUCAUUCCCCUACGCUCCCCACUUUCCCCCUACGCUCCCCACUUUCCCCCUACGCUCCCCUCUUUCCCCCUACGCUCCCCUCUUUCCCCCUACGCUCCCCUCUUUCCCCCUACGCUCCCCUCUUUCCCCCUACGCUCCCCUCUUUCCCCCGCUCCCCUCUUUCCCCCUGCGCUCCCCUCUUUCCCCCUGCGCUCCCCUCUUUCCCCCUGCGCUCCCCUCUUUCCCCCUGCGCUCCCCUCUUUCCCCCUACGCUCCCCUCUUACCCCCCACGCUCCCCUCUUUCCCCCUACGCUCCCCUCUUUCCCCCUACGCUCCCCUCUUUCUCCCUACGCGCCCCUCUUUCCCCCUACACUCCCCUCAUUCCCCUACGCUCCCCACUUUCCCCCUACGCUCCCCACUUUCCCCCUACGCUCCCCUCUUUCCCCCUACGCUCCCCUCUUUCCCCCUACGCUCCCCUCUUUCCCCCUACGCUCCCCUCUUUCCCCCUGCGCUCCCCUCUUUCCCCCUGCGCUCCCCUCUUUCCCCCUACGCUCCCCUCUUACCCCCCACGCUCCCCUCUUUCCCCCUACGCUCCCCUCUUUCCCCCUACGCUCCCCUCUUUCCCCCUACGCGCCCCUCUUUCCCCCUACACUCCCCUCAUUCCCCUACGCUCCCCACUUUCCCCCUACGCUCCCCACUUUCCCCCUACGCUCCCCUCUUUCCCCCUACGCUCCCCUCUUUCCCCCUACGCUCCCCUCUUUCCCCCUACGCUCCCCUCUUUCCCCCGCUCCCCUCUUUCCCCCUGCGCUCCCCUCUUUCCCCCUGCGCUCCCCUCUUUCCCCCUGCGCUCCCCUCUUUCCCCCUGCGCUCCCCUCUUUCCCCCUACGCUCCCCUCUUACCCCCCACGCUCCCCUCUUUCCCCCUACGCUCCCCUCUUUCCCCCUACGCUCCCCUCUUUCCCCCUACGCUCCCCUCUUUCCCCCUACGCUCCCCUCUUUCCCCCGCUCCCCUCUUUCCCCCUGCGCUCCCCUCUUUCCCCCUGCGCUCCCCUCUUUCCCCCUGCGCUCCCCUCUUUCCCCCUGCGCUCCCCUCUUUCCCCCUACGCUCCCCUCUUACCCCCCACGCUCCCCUCUUUCCCCCUACGCUCCCCUCUUUCCCCCUACGCUCCCCACUUUCCCCCUACGCUCCCCUCUUUCCCCCUACGCUCCCCUCUUUCCCCCUACGCUCCCCUCUUUCCCCCUACGCUCCCCUCUUUCCCCCUACGCUCCCCUCUUUCCCCCUGCGCUCCCCUCUUUCCCCCUGCGCUCCCCUCUUUCCCCCUGCGCUCCCCUCUUUCCCCCUGCGCUCCCCUCUUUCCCCCUGCGCUCCCCUCUUUCCCCCUACGCUCCCCUCUUACCCCCCACGCUCCCCUCUUUCCCCCUACGCUCCCCUCUUUCCCCCUACGCUCCCCUCUUUCCCCCUACGCGCCCCUCUUUCCCCCUACACUCCCCUCAUUCCCCUACGCUCCCCACUUUCCCCCUACGCUCCCCACUUUCCCCCUACGCUCCCCUCUUUCCCCCUACGCUCCCCUCUUUCCCCCUACGCUCCCCUCUUUCCCCCUACGCUCCCCUCUUUCCCCCGCUCCCCUCUUUCCCCCUGCGCUCCCCUCUUUCCCCCUGCGCUCCCCUCUUUCCCCCUGCGCUCCCCUCUAUCCCCCUGCGCUCCCCUCUUUCCCCCUACGCUCCCCUCUUACCCCCCACGCUCCCCUCUUUCCCCUACGCUCCCCUCUUUCCCCCUACGCUCCCCUCUUUCCCCCUACGCUCCCCUCUUUCCCCCUACGCUCCCCUCUUUCCCCCUGCGCUCCCCUCUUUCCCCGUGCACACAACCAUUCUCCCUGCGUUUACCAAUCAUUCCCCAGGCUGA